AUGUUUGCUCUCUCAGGAGGAUUCCCACCUGGCUCAGAGUAUGAACCAGAGGAUGCGGACGUCGAAAGCGAAGAACAGUUUAAGGAGCGAUUGACUAACACUUGGCGCCAGAUGAUGUUCGUCUCUGGGGAAACUGCCGAACCCUCGGUUGAAACGACUACUCUCAUCGAGGAGAUUGUUCGUCAACAAGUUGUCGAAAUUCUUGCUCGAAGCACCGCUCUGGCAACCCGCCGCGGUGUGCGCUCUAUCUCCACAGAUGAUCUGAUCUUCUUGAUCCGGCACGAUAAGGCCAAAGUGUCUCGCCUGAAAACCUUCCUCUCAUGGAAGGAUGUUCGUAAGAACGUCAAAGACUCGGACGACAAGGGCGGCGCCGAUGCGGCCGACUUCGCCGCCGCCGACGACCCCAUCGCUGGAGGCGUCGUGGCUGGACCUCAGGAUGUCGCGUCGAAGCCAAAGAACAAGCGUGCCCGCGUCGGCCUCGCUUGGGAUGUGAACAGCUUCUAUUCCGUGCAGGUUCCCGAGCGCGAGGAUGAAGAAGACGAGGAAGAGGAGGAGCAGAACUACGCCACCCUGCAGCGCCUUGCCGCUGCCGACGAACGCACCAAGCACAUGACGAGGGAAGAAUAUGUGUUCUGGUCGGAAUGCCGUCAGGCGUCCUUCACCUACCGCAAGAGCAAGCGUUUCCGGGAGUGGGCCGGGUUCGGAAUCGUCACCGAGUCGAAACCUAACGAUGAUAUUGUCGACAUCCUCGGGUUCCUGACCUUCGAGAUAGUGCAAACGCUGACCGAGGAGGCCCUCAAGGUCAAGGAACGGGAGGAUCGAGAGAAGAACCGUCGUGGCGGCGCAGAUAAUGGCGAGGAUUCCAAGAAACGUAAGCGCGAGACCGGACUCUUCGACCCCCCUGAGGAGGGCCGCACCCCUGUCGAACCCAAGCAUAUCCGCGAAGCCUAUCGCAAAUUGCAGGCGACGCCCAAUAAGAACAUCGCCAUGCUGCUACACAACGGUCGUGUGCCGGCCCGGAUGCCUUUACGAUUGGUGAGUCGUGUCUGGACCUUUCUUCUAUGCAACGCUAACGGCGAGAAUAGAUUUGAUGGGGUUAUUUUGUUAUACGGCGUCUAUUGGAGUCCAAGCUAG
Messenger RNA from Aspergillus aculeatus ATCC 16872, 1134 nucleotides. RefSeq names its product transcriptional regulator SPT3. Gene Ontology annotation, molecular function: protein heterodimerization activity; transcription coregulator activity. Bases 1 to 1134 code for a protein of 377 amino acids. Gene Ontology annotation, biological process: transcription by RNA polymerase II. The transcript is spliced from 2 exons. NCBI's taxonomy places the organism in Eukaryota, Fungi, Ascomycota, Eurotiomycetes, Eurotiales, Aspergillaceae. Gene Ontology annotation, cellular component: SAGA complex. The record is from RefSeq and is a predicted model, not a curated record.